This is a messenger RNA of Prunus armeniaca (apricot), 165 nucleotides long. NCBI's taxonomy places the organism in Eukaryota, Viridiplantae, Streptophyta, Magnoliopsida, Rosales, Rosaceae. The record is from the annotation of a GenBank genome assembly.
AUGAGAAAAUCUGUGAAAACCCGCGCGAUUUUCUGCGUUUUCCGGUGGCUGCUGGCGAUGGUGACGGCUGAGCUUGAUCGGACUUGGAAGAGGAAGUGGCAGUGGUUCGAUUGGGUCCGGUCUCGUCGGCCGGAGUGGAGGGUGGCGGUGGUUAUGGAGCUUUGA